This is a messenger RNA of Lentinula edodes (shiitake mushroom), 1377 nucleotides long. RefSeq names its product histone acetyltransferase type B subunit 2. Gene Ontology annotation, biological process: regulation of gene expression. The record is from RefSeq and is a predicted model, not a curated record. Gene Ontology annotation, cellular component: nucleus; Rpd3L-Expanded complex; Rpd3L complex. The coding region runs from base 1 to 1377 and encodes 458 amino acids. Lineage: Eukaryota; Fungi; Basidiomycota; Agaricomycetes; Agaricales; Omphalotaceae. Gene Ontology annotation, molecular function: histone binding. The transcript is spliced from 8 exons.
AUGAAGCCACAAGUUGAAGAAGUCGAAGACGACUACGCUGCUGAGGAGGAGAAUAAGCUGAUAAAUGAGAAAAAUGCUCCAUACCUUUACGAUCUUGUGAUCACUCAUGCGUUGGACUGGCCAAGUUUAACCUGUCAGUGGUUCCCGGACAAAGAAACACCUCCCGGCAAAAACUAUACCGUCCACCGUCUUCUACUCGGUACACACACUUCCGGGCAAGCCCAAGACUAUCUUCAAAUCGCCACUGUCUCUAUUCCGAACCGCGAUAACACACCUCACUCCGAUAAACUUGACCGGGAAAACUACGAUGGAGAACGUGGAGAACUAGGCGGGCAUACCAUUCCGCCUUCGCCACGGAUUCAAAUUACCCAGAAAAUUGCCCAUCCUGGCGAAGUCAAUCGUGCGCGAUACAUGCCUCAAAAUAUCGAGUUACUCGCAACCAAGGCGGUAUCUGGAGAGGUGCUUGUGUUCGAUAGAACAAAGCACCCCAGCGAGCCGGAUCAGGGUGGUGGGUCUAAGCCUAAUAUUAGAUUGAUUGGGCAAAGCAAAGAAGGUUAUGGCUUGGCUUGGAACCCUAACAAGGCUGGACACAUACUGGGCGCGUCGGAAGACAUGACUGUUUGCCAUUGGGAUUGUCAAGCUUACAGCAAAGAGAAUUCAACCAUUCAACCAACAAACACCUUCAUAGGACAUACUUCGGUUGUGGGUGAUGUUGAUUGGCACUCGAAGAAGGAUUAUUUUUUUGCAAGUGUUGGAGACGACAAGAUGCUCAUGCUCUGGGAUACAAGAUCUCCUGGAGGCCCAGUGACAAAGGUGCAAGCCCAUGACCGAGAAAUUCUUGCAGUUGCAUUCAGUCCUGCAAGCGAAGACCUUCUAGUCACAGGAAGCGCAGACAAGACCGCAAUACUGCACGACCUGAGGUCUCCCAACAGAAAACUGCACUCUUUUGAAUCACAUACGGACGAGGUUCUCCACCUUGCCUGGUCACCACACAAUCCUACCAUCUUUGCCUCCGCAUCGAGUGACCGCCGGAUAAACAUUUGGGAUUUGUCGCUCAUCGGACAGGAACAAACACCAGAUGAUCAAGAGGAUGGACCACCGGAAUUGCUUUUCGUUCACGGAGGACACACCGCUCGACCAACCGACUUUUGCUGGGCACCAGAAGAAAUGGAGAACUGGACAGCUGCCAGCGCGUCGGAGGACAACGUCGUCAUGGUGUGGCAGCCCACUAUGCGUGUAUGGGCUGGAGAACAAGUCAAAAUCGACGUAAAGGAGUUGGAGGACGAUGCUAUGGAAGGUGUUGAGGCUACGAAUGAGCCAGGCGCUAGUGGUUCUAAAUCAAACUCAAGUGUCAGCGCUUCAGGUGCAGAUGACUGA